This is a messenger RNA of Helicoverpa zea (corn earworm), 829 nucleotides long. RefSeq lists its product as uncharacterized. The record is from RefSeq and is a predicted model, not a curated record. Gene Ontology annotation, molecular function: protein binding. The transcript has 3 exons. Lineage: Eukaryota; Metazoa; Arthropoda; Insecta; Lepidoptera; Noctuidae. Bases 317 to 691 code for a protein of 124 amino acids.
UUGCAAAGUUACUAAAAAUAAACAAAAAAUUUGGCUGUGAUCAACUAAUAUUGAUUAUGUUGGUUUUAGAAUAUUUUUGGUUAUCAAUAAUACAGCAAUAUAAUAGGUGGUGAAUAAAGUUAUGCUGCGCAUAACAAAACGUUUUGGUUGCAUCAAACACGGUCACGGAAGUAACCUGUAGAAACCUGUUCUUCUCGUGUUGCGUUGCGAGUAGGUACUUGCGAGGCGAGUGUAGGUCUAGGUAGUGGAUGUGUGUCUGUUGUGCAAUGUGCAUCGUCUAUGGCGAGCGGGAAAGCCGGCGUUUUCGAUUUUAUGCAUGAAUCAUAUAUCAUCAAGCAACGUCAAGAAGAUUUCAAGAAUGGAGCCGCCGCCGGUAGACGAGGCGGCAGAGAAAACGAUCUCGGACUAUCUGCGGUCUUGGGGAUUGGAAGCUUACAUUCCAAAAUUUUUGGAAUCCAUUGAUGUGGAGACUCUCCAAAUGUUGUCAGAGGCUGACUUGAAAGACUUAGUGCCAAUUAUUGGACACCGGGCUAAGCUGACGACACAAAUCAAACUUUUGACCAAUAUAAUGUCAAAUGCUUUUGAGAACACUUGUACUAAUACUACUCCGGACUCAAACAACCAAAUAAUGCUGUAUACAGUGGAAGAUUUGCCAGUUGUACAGACAUUACCUGAUGAAAAAUGGAAAUGAUCGAAUUUUAAAUACUAUUAUAGUGUAUGUAGCUAGGUUUGGCUAGUAUAGUGUGCUAGCUCUUUGUCUGAAUUAAUUAUAAGUUCCUACUAAAAUUAAUUGAUUUGAUACUUAAUAAAUAAAUAUAAUUGUAAAAAA